Molecule: messenger RNA, 2216 nt
Organism: Anopheles darlingi
Lineage: Eukaryota; Metazoa; Arthropoda; Insecta; Diptera; Culicidae
Product: skin secretory protein xP2-like
Exons: 2
Coding region: 144-1277 (377 amino acids)
Source: RefSeq, a predicted model, not a curated record
CUGAAUUCCGCCGUUUUAAGUAGUAUAAAAGCGGCGACUUAGCACAAAUCAGCAUCCAGUUCGGUGUCUGGAACCGCCACAGUUGCGCACACGUGGUUUCGCUUCGCAGGAGCAGCAGCAGCAGCAGCAGUCGCUGAGUCGCAAUGAAGUUGUUUAUUUGUCUGUCGGCCCUUUUGCUGGUUUCGGCCAACGCCGAAUCAGAGCAGAAGAAGUCGGAGGCGACCGAGGGCGGUAAGUCGGCGGUCCCGCUGGAGAAGAAGCUGGACAAACGCGGUCUGCUGAGUCUGGGCUACGGCUACGGUAUCAAUGGGCUGGACGUAGGGUACAUCGGUGGUGGACAUCACGGUGGUGCGUACCAUGAUGCGCACAGCCAUCACUACGGUAGCCACGGAGCAGUGUACCUCGGUGGGCAUACCGAUGUGACCAAGACGGUCACGCUGGUAAAGGGCAUCCCGGUGCCGUACACCGUCGAGAAGCACAUUCCGUACACCGUCGAAAAGCACGUACCUUACCCCGUGAAGGUGCCCGUUCCGCAGCCCUACGAAGUGGUGAAGCAUGUCCCAGUCCACGUCAAGGAGUACGUCAAGGUACCGGUCCAUGUGCCCGCUCCGUAUCCCGUUGAGAAGAAGGUCCCGUAUCCGGUCCAUGUUCCGGUCGAUCGUCCUUACCCCGUCAAGGUGUUGGUUCCGCAGCCUUACGAAGUGACGAAGCACGUCCCAUACCCGGUCAAGGUACCGGUACCGCAGCCCUACGAAGUGACCAAGCAUGUGCCAGUACCGGUGAAGGUGGAGGUCCCCGUCCCGGUGCCGUACACCGUGGAGAAGAAGGUCCCGGUCCACGUGAAGGUUCCGGUCGAUCGUCCCUACCCGGUCCAUGUGCCUGCUCCCUAUCCGGUUGAGGUAGAGAAACCGGUCCCGUACACGGUGGAGAAGCCUGUCCCGUACCCGGUGAAGGUACCGGUCGAUCGUCCUUAUCCGGUGCACGUUGAGAAGCCGGUACCGUACCCGGUGAAGGUGCCCGUCCCGCAGCCCUACUACGUCGAGAAGCACGUCCCGUACACGGUGGAGAAACCAGUGCCGUACCCAGUCAAGGUGCCAAUCGAUCGCCCGUACCCGGUGCACGUCGAGAAGCACAUUCCGGUCGAGAAGCAUGUGCCGGUACCGGUGAAGGUGCCGGUGGCGGUGCCAGUUCCGGUGCACGAUCAUCACCAUCACCACCAUGAUGUGAGCUACACUAGCUUCAGUGGUUACGGUCACGACUACAGCUAUCACCAUUAGAAAAGUGGAGAGCGAAAGAGCGUCUAGAUCUUUCUCUCUCUCUCUAUCUCUCUUUCUCUCUUACUACCAAGAGAGACCAAGGGGAAGAGAAGGGACAGAGGACAUAACCACCACCGGACACUAACGAACUCUGCACUUCCCUCUGUCUUGACAACUCGAGAACGACCGAGAGCCAGAGCCAUCUCGUCCUUAAUAGCUAUCGACCUCAUCAUCGAGCACCAGUACACCACUCCCAUCUUCCCCCUCAAACACAUCUCUCUCUCACACAUACACACACACCAUGUCCAAAAAGGACUAUUACUCACUCACCUCACCUCAUCUCAUCUCUAAGCCAAGGUUUGGUUUGAUGAGCCGGAAAAUGGAAGAAGGCGGAAAGACCAAAAUGUCUGAUCAGUUAGCGCCAGCCGAAGAUUGUGAUAAUUUGAUCGUGAUUCGCAACGCACUGCCCGCCCUUACCCACCACCAUCCCCCACCACUGCCUGUCUUCUCCUUCAUCUUCUUCUUCUCCUUUUUCCAUCAUGCAUUACAAUUAGUACUUGUGAGGAUCAGCCGCACGGAGUCGUCCACAGCACCAUCACCACCACCACAACAAUGGAGGCGCCUAAUGUCUGUGCUGUUUUGCGUCGUAGCGAGUUCAGAGUCAAUCAAGUUGUUUUUGACAUUUUUGUAGAGCAAAAUUGCAAACAAAAGCAAACUAGUGGAAAUUUGGAAUGGAAUUAGACGGACAUGGGAAGAGAUCUAAUCGCUCGAACGCACGCACGCACGCACAGACCGCAGGAGUCGCUGGUGUUUGGUGGCUUCCGGUGGCUGAGAAGCAGAAGCAAAGAAGAGAAGGGGUUCGCACUCGAAGGGCAUGAUGUAUAUUGUGUGUGUGUUUUUUUUUAUUAUAUAUUAUGUGUAAAUAAGAAGCGAAAAUAAACGAAACAAAGAUAUUAUACA